CGUUUCUAAUUUGUCAACAGUGAAUCAGUUUGACGAUCAAACUCCAAAAGAAAUUAAUCGUGUUGUUAAAUUGGGAUUUUCAAAGGUUUUAUUCACUUUUAUUCUACGUUAACGUCAUGAUUGCUUCUUCACUCUUUAGACAUCAAUUCGUAUCUGUCUCUAUUUCCCACUUAUUAUUUAGUUGCAAGACUGGUUAGUGUAGUCGAAUUCGUUUGUAUGUUGUUCUAGAUUAAUAACAACAACCAACUUUCUUUUUGUCGCGAUCAUUUAUUAUUGGGUUGGUGCAUAAUUAUUGCGGCUUUUUUUCAACAAAUUUUAUUCAACAAAAACAAUAACAAUAUUUAACUAGAAAAGCACUCGGAGAGCGCAGACCUCCGCCAAACCAACAGGAGCAGCACGACGACCACCACCACCAUAUCACAACCACCACCACAACAACCAACAUCAUCAGCAGCAUUGUCAUUGCUUCCACUGCAACCACAAACACUACCGUCAACGUUAUCAUGACGGUUACCUUGACAGUCACUUUCACCACCACAACCAGUAUAACCACUACAAUACCACCAUCACACAACUAACACUAUCAUCAACACCACUAUUACCACCAUCACCUCAGCAUCACACUGCUCCUGUCGCGAUUAUAACCACCGAUACUAUUUUAUCCUCUUCCCAUACUUAUUUCGACCAUCAUCAUCAUCAUCAACACUGUCUCUGCUUUCACCACAAUCACUGUCAAAACUACAAUCACCACAAUUAGUUUCUUUACACAGUUGAAAACCCAUUAUUCGAUACUCAUAGGACAGAGAUUGUUGCAGAUUUUUGAUUUUUCUAAUUUCGGAGUGCUUUAUUAAAAUUGCAUCUACAAAAUGGAACAAAAUAUAUCAUACCAAAUCAGACUGGAGUCUGAUUUGGUUGGUAUGGUAUAUUAUUAGUGGUGUGCGCGCGCGUAUGUGUGAUUUCCGCUUUUUGAUGUUGAAUUGAUGUUUUUCUUCCUGUUUUCUUUCAUUGUUUCUCUGUUUCCAUUUUUAUUUUAAUGAAAUCUGUGCGCUAUCCGGAACUUCCAUUAACAGAUAAUAAUUGAUUGGACACCCUUAAUCCGCAUUCGUUCGUGUUAUUUUCAUUUCGAAUCUCAACAAUAAAGGGUACAUAGUUUGAAAAAAAAAUCAAAACAUAGAUAUAUUUAAUAAAUAUUGAAACAAGGGGUAGCUGUAAUAUUGUAAUAUACACGCUGAUAUAUCUGUGAUGGAAAGUGCAUUUAAGGACACCAGGUCGUGUUCAUUGGCGCAAUGUGACAAGAUACGAAUUGAUGUCUACAGUCAGGAAGCUACCCGAACGUUUAUGUCGUAGAAAUAAAGUGGAGGAAACAUUUGAAAAUCCCAGUCUAACAACGAGAGAAUUUCUUUAGGAGUUUCGUCAACACAGCGAUUCACUGUUGACAUGUUAGAAGCGAUUAACAGACAACAUUGGCAUACAGGAUUUAUUUUAAAUUGGAUACACCUUCAAUAUCUAAUCUUUUAAAGUCUAAGGGAAAAUUUUAUGUAUGACAGAUAUAACCCUAUUAAUUGAUGGUGGAAUUACUGUGAAAUAUUUGCUUUAAUAGCAACGUUUCUCUACCUCACUGUCUGAUGCUUUUCCCUUUUAAUGAAACUUGAUUAAAUUUUUGAAGGUGUUUACAACACCUCUUAGAUGUCAGUGAAGAUUACAGUUGAUAACAAUAGACUGAGUUUUUAUAUUCUUUGAAGAGCUGUUCAAAAUGUCAGAAACUACACCAUAUCUCUGUGAAAUCUGUGGUAAAAUUUUCCCUGAAAUGAUUCAAUUACAUAAACACAUAUGUAUUCAUACAGGGGAGAAAUUUCACUGUGGUAUCUGUGGUAAAUCAUUCUCUGCCAAUAGUGACUUAAAUAAACACCUACGUAUCCAUACAGGAGAGAAACCAUUUCACUGUGAUGUCUGUGGUAAAUCAUUUUCUUUAAAUAGUUCCUUAACUAGACACAAACGUCUUCAUACCGGAGAAAAACCAUAUCAUUGUGAUAUCUGUGAUGAAUCAUUCUCUGAGAGUGCUAAACUGAGUAGACAUAAACGUAUUCAUACAGGAGAGAAAUUUCACUGUGAUAUCUGUAGUAAAUCAUUUUCUGAGAGCACUAAACUAAAUAGACAUAAACGUAUUCAUACAGGCGAGAAGCCAUAUCACUGUAAUUUCUGUGGUAAAUCAUUCUCUUAUAACAAUGUUUUGACUAACCAUAAACGUAUUCAUACGUUGGAGAGACCAUAUCACUGCCAUUUUUGUGAUAAAUCAUUCUUGCGAAAUAGUGACUUCACUAAACAUAUACGUAUGCAUACAGGCGAGAAACCAUUUCAGUGUGAUACCUGUGGCAAAUCAUUCUCUGCAAGUAGUGACUUAACUAAACACAGACGUAUGCAUACAGGAGAGAAACCGUUUCACUGUGAUCGAUUUCAUUGUCAUAUCUGUGAUAAAUUAUUCUCUACAAGUAGUGGCUUAACUAAACAUGUACGUAUGCAUACAGGAGAGAAACCAUUUCAUUGUGAUGUCUGUAGUAAAUCAUUUUCUGCAAGUAGCUCCUUAAGUAGACACAAACGUCUUCAUACAGGAGAAAAACCAUAUCAAUGUGAUAUCUGUGAUAAAUCGUUCUCUGACAGCACUAAACUGAGUAGACAUAAACGUAUUCAUACAGGAGAAAAACCAUAUCACUGUGAUUCCUGUGGUAAAUCAUUCGCAGGAAGUAAUGACUUAUGGAAGCACAUACGUAUUCACACAGGAGAGAAACCAUAUAAGUGUGAUACCUGUGGCAAAUCUUUCUGCCAUUCCAAUGAUUUAACUACCCACAAACGUAUUCAUACAGGCGAGAAACCAUAUAAGUGUGAUAUCUGUGAUAAAUCUUUUUCUCAUUCCACUGAUUUAACUACCCACAAGCGUAUUCAUACGGGUGAGAAACCAUUUCACUGUCAUAUCUGUAGUAAAUCAUUCACUGGACGUAGUGCCUUAACUAAACACCUACGUAUGCAUUCAGGAGAGAAACCAUUUCGCUGUGAUGUCUGUGGUAAAUCAUUCUCUGAAAACCCUAGAUUAAUUAGACAUAAACAUAUUCACACAGGGGAGAAGCCAUUUCACUGUAAUUUAUGUGGUAAAUCAUUCUCUUACAAUGAUCUUUUAACCAACCAUAAACGUAUUCAUACGUUAGAGAGACCACAUCACUGCCAUAUUUGUGGUAAAUCAUUCUUACGGAAUGGUGACUUAACUAAACAUGUACGUAUGCAUACAGGUGAGAAACCUUUUCCUUGUGAUACAUGUGGCAAAUCAUUCUCUGCAAGUAGUGACUUGGCUAAACAUAAGCGUAUUCACACUGGAGAAAAACCAUUCUGCUGUGAUGUUUGUGGCAGAUCAUUCUCCAGAGCUAGUAUCCUAUCGAAACACAUACGUGUACAUACAGGAGAGAAGCCAUAUCAGUGUGAUAUCUGUGGUAAACCAUUCACUCAUAAAAGUGUUUUAACUAUCCACCAACGUGUUCAUAGUGGGGAGAAACCGUUUCGUUGUCAUAUCUGUGGUAAAUCAUUCUCUGGAAGUAGUGACUUAACGAAACACAAUCGUAUUCAUACAGGGGAGAAGCCAUAUCUAUGUGAUAUCUGUGGUAAGUCUUUUGCUGAAAAACGCAACUUAACCGCACAUAUAUCUAUCCAUACAAAAAUGUGACUGUCUCUUAGAAUUGGUUACUGCUCACAACAACAGUCAACAUUUUACGACCAUUUUCAUCGUUAAAUCCUGGUUUAGCCACGUGAACUGAACAGUAAUUAAUGAACCAGUGACAUACUAUAUACUCACCAUGAUUCCCUUUUUGAGGUACUCUUUUGCAGCAUAUGAGAUAUAUGUAGUUUAUUUGGACACAUCCACUUUGUUAAAAUUCACAAUAUUAAAAAAAAAUAACUUGUAUAUCCAUAAAUGUAUUCAAACUGGACUGAAGAUAUAACAUUGUGAAAGCAAGCUGCAGUGACUAUAUUUUUUAUCAUCACAAUUACAUCUACAUUGCUGAGAUAACAUGAUAUAUUAAAUAAAAGCAUACUUAUGUAUAUUCCAUAUUUUUCCAGGUCAGUGAAAAAUACUGUUGAUACCUAUAUCUAAAAAAAAAAAAAAAGGAGCACUCCAUUGGUUACGAUGACAAGGGUUCCAGCUGAUACGAUCAAUGGAACAGCUUGCUUGUGAAAUUAACGUGCAAGUAGCUGAGCAUUCCACAGACGUGUAUCUUUAAUGUAGUUCUCAGGGAGAUUCAGCGUGACACAGGGUGUGACAAGGCUGGCCCUUUGAAAUACAGGUACUACUCAUUUUUGCCAGCUGAGUGGACUGGAGCAACGUGAAAUAAAGUGUCUUGCUCAAGGACACAACAUGUCACUGAGAAUUGAACUUAUGAUCAUGAACCAACUACCCUAACCACUAAGCCAUGCACCUUCACUGAUACCUAUAUAUGAUAUAGGUAAAUAAUUGAGAAAUUUGUCUUGUAUGCUGAAAGAGAACAGAGAUAAUUUUCUGAAAUUGCCUUCAAAAUGCAGAUCUCUGUGUGUGUGUGUGUGCGUGUAUAUACAUAUAUGUAUAUGGACAGUUGACGAUUUUCCUUCUUCUCCAGACUUUUCCCUUUCUCCUUUCUCAAGCCAUGCUUGAGACAUUAAAGACUCCCUUCGUUCACUGAGCAUCUAACUAAUAUAAUUCUUGUGCACGUCCUCACACGCGUUUCGUUUUCUUUUUCCUCUCUAUUUGUUUUUUUGAAUUGAGUAUUUGUAUCUACCAGCACUUUAUUAUCUCCCUUUCUUUCAAUUUUUUUUCUUCUAAUCAUUCGCCAAUGCUUGACUGCUAAAUCUACAAGAUUUUUUUCCCUUCACUCUGUUUAUUUUCUCAUGUUCCUUUCUGUUGAAGAGUGUAGGCUCAAAACGAAAAAAGACUUUUCCAUUUUCCCGAGCGUCAAACUAAUAUACCUGCUCGUUGUUCAUACACCUGUCUUUGUCUUUUGUGUUCCUAUAAAUUAUAAAAAGCAAAAGUUGUCUGUACAUUGACCACUAAUUUCACCAAAUAAAAUUGAUAAGUUUU
Octopus bimaculoides (California two-spot octopus) is the source of this 5092-nucleotide messenger RNA. Its product is annotated as zinc finger protein 721. The record is from RefSeq and is a predicted model, not a curated record. NCBI's taxonomy places the organism in Eukaryota, Metazoa, Mollusca, Cephalopoda, Octopoda, Octopodidae.